UUCUUCAAACAUUCUUGCAAUGAAAAUGCACUUUUUGAAAUUUUACUUUGUCCAAGUAAAGAAAAAGGAAACUAGUUUUGUGGCGUAGUAUAUUCUGUUCUACAGAUCACGCGAUGAAUUAGCACGAUAUAAAUAAAACUCAUGGCGUGAUGGCAAACAAUAAUACCAAAACUAUUUUUCGUAAAAUCUAUUUUUCUAUAUCAUAAAAUUGAUCGCGCAGGACAAUAACAUUUCCGUGUGAUAUAAGACUAUCGAAAAACAACUACGGAUUUUAAAGCCGAAAUUAGAUUAAAAUGUUACAGAGCAUAUAGUCAACUUUGGUGAUCGGUUUAUAUUCAAUUUUAAGAAAUGAACAAAAUAUAUGUUUUUUUUUACCAUAUACAAAAACCAUGGAAAACAGGUUACAUCUUACAUAUUAUUAAUAAAACAAAAGGUAUCCAUACAUAUUAAUAAUUUUUUCACCACUGGACACUGUAUAUUGGAUUUUCAAACACGGUUGUUUACAAGAAAGGUCUUUUACGGAAUGAGCUAUGUUAAUUAUACAGAUUUUUGUGUAUACAAUCAUUUGAACCAAACCCAGACGCGUAACCAAUGCUUCGCAUUGCGUUUUCUCUGUCGAUGACGACCGUCACCAUGACUUGACAUUCAAAUCAAGAAGGCGAUUCUUUAUGACGUCACUUUGUUGACUAGUGCGGAAAAACGUGAGGAGAUAACAUGCCUUAUUCUAAUUUUUCUACCGCUCUUGAGAUAAUAAAUUUUUUUUAUUUUAAAUUGUUCGAUUAAGCCUCAAGCAAGAUCUUUUUCAAUAUAUAUAUUCUGUAACUAUUACAGAGACAACUACCGCAUCAGAGUUCACCGAAAUACUGGUACCGCGAUUUUCAAUUCUAAUCCGUCAAUUCGAUUUUAUCCUAUUUUAUUGUAAGAAAAAUAUCCCAUGGGAUCUUCGCUCUCUUCAGUUGGACUUUUCAGUAUGAAAACGACGGUAGAACAACUCGUUGACAAGGAGAUACAGGAUAACCCAGCUAUUGUGUUUUCCAAAACAUGGUGUGGUUUCUCCAAUAUGGCGAAGAAAGCGUUUGAAGACAUUGGCACCAAACCGAAAGUGAUAGAAUUGGACAAAAGAGACGACGGCCUAGAGAUACAACGGUAUUUGUCAACACUAACUGGAGCGAACACUGUGCCACGAGUUUUCGUCAAAGGAAAAUGCAUUGGAGGUGGUUCAGAAACGAAGUCAAUGAAACUGUCUGGAAAGUUAUCAAAGCUCCUCCAAGGAGAGGCAUAGAAUAUUUUAAUUUUAAAGAGUAUCAGUAUUGCAAUAUUUUUCUAUUUUUUUCUUAAUACAUAUUUACAAUAUAUUAAUAUUAUUUAACUUG
Messenger RNA from Styela clava, 1373 nucleotides. Lineage: Eukaryota; Metazoa; Chordata; Ascidiacea; Stolidobranchia; Styelidae. The record is from RefSeq and is a predicted model, not a curated record.